UUCUCUUCAUUCACUGCUCAAAACCAAUUUGAAUUUUGAUUCAGCCGAGCGAGAUUAAAGACGACUUUGAGUUUGCGACAACACGAACGUUAUUAAUUGUAUUCAUAAAAUGAAGCUCAGAACCAGAAUCUGGUUCAAGCUUUUGUGUUUUCCUUUCUCUUGUCUUCAAUUUAUUAGCAAAAACAUGCAUCCUGUGAGUCUCAUGCUAACCCUAACACUCUCUUCCUACAACACAAUAGUGCGAUUACACCUCCUAGAUUGGUUUCUCCGUUUAGCAUCAAACCUAGUACAUGUUCUAAUCUCAGGUUUUGAACUUCUCUUGGUACUUAACUUCAGGUUAUCCAAUUUGUCCCCAUGCAUGAUCUCGCUCGACGACGACAAAACCGUCAUGCAAUUCUGGGUUCCAACAAAACUGAACCCAAACAAGCCAAACCUAACCCUUAUCCACGGCUUCGGCGGAUCGUCUCGGUGGCAGUUCUGCUGCCAAAUCUGGCACCUGUCCCGGAAACUGAACCUCUUCGUGCCGGACCUGUUGUUCUUCGGCAACUCCAACACCGGCCAGACCGACCGGUCCGACGUCUUCCAAGCUAUAUGCGUAGCAGAAGGGAUGAAGAAAUUGGGUGUGUAUAAGUUCAGUGUGGCAGGAAUUAGUUAUGGAGGGUACGUGUCCUAUGAAUUGGGGGAAAUGUACCCUAGGGAAGUGGACAAGGUCGUGAUUGUGAGCAGUGGCAUAUGUUAUACAGAAGAACAGAAGAUGGAGCAUUUGAAGAAGAUUGGAAGGAGUCCAUUGGAAUUGCUUGUGCCAGAGAAACCUCAGGAUCUUCGAUGUUUGUUGAACUUGUGUUUGCAGAGAUUUAACUGGCUUACGAGGCUGCCGGAUUUUAUCCUGCAAGAGGCCAUCAAAGUGGUGCUCAAGGACAAUAGGAAGGAGAAACAGGAGAUUCUAGAGUACUUGCUGAACAGAGAAGCAGAUUCAAACCCUGGAAUUUUAAGUCAGGAGACAUUGAUAAUUUGGGGCGACAAGGACAGAAUGUUUCCCAUAAAAUGCGUAUCAGUUGCAAAGGCACUUGGAACCAAAAGCAAAGCUAGCAGUGAUCGAGGACGCAGGCCACGCCCUCAACUUCGAUUCUCCUUUUGCCACCAAUCAUUUCAUCGUUUCAUUCCUCCAAACCUGAGAUGUCUUUUUGUUGUAUAUCUUCACUAUACAUGUAGUGUAUGAAUUUCACUCUUCCUUCUGUUCAAUCACGCAUUCUUGUGUACGUACUUCAAAAAUUUCGAAUGAUACAUGCCAGCUCGAUCUAUUAAUUCUAUGCGUCGAC
Messenger RNA from Prosopis cineraria, 1319 nucleotides. RefSeq lists its product as uncharacterized. Lineage: Eukaryota; Viridiplantae; Streptophyta; Magnoliopsida; Fabales; Fabaceae. The record is from RefSeq and is a predicted model, not a curated record.